UCAUCACGGCCGUUAUUGCGCUCAGGCGUCUCGGCGCGCGAUUUAAAACCAACUCUGGAGACGCGGAGGAGAAGAUGGGACCUCCCUGCCCCGCCACAACGAAGAACUCUCCUUCAGGGACCCGUGGAUGCCACCACAGUACCUCCUCACCUUCAGAGCAGGUGUUCUCCAUGGCCCUGCCCAGGAAGGCCCCUCUCAGUACUCCUGGCACCCCAGUCCUUGAAGACUUUCCUCAGAAUGACGACGAGAAGGAGCGGCUGCAGCGGAGGCGCUCCAGGGUCUUUGACCUGCAGUUCAGCACAGACUCGCCUCAUUUGCUGGCCUCCCCCUCCAGUAGGAAUGUUGAUGUUUCAGCUACGAUUCCUAAGUUUACAAACACACAGAUUACUGAGCAUUACUCCACCUGUAUCAAACUGUCUGCUGAAAAUAAAAUCACCACCAAGAAUGCUUUUGGCUUGCACUUGAUUGAUUUUAUGUCAGAGAUUCUUAAACAGAAAGAUGCCGAACCGACCAACUUUAAAGUGGCUGCUGGCACUCUGGAUGCCAGCACCAAGAUCUAUGCUGUGCGCGUAGAUGCCGUCCAUGCUGAUGUAUACAAAGUCCUUGGUGGGCUGGGCAAGGAUGCACCAUCUCCGGAAGAAGAAGAGGGCCAUGGUGCAGAUGGAAGUGCAACCGAAACAGGAACAACCAAGAAGGCUCCAAAGCCAAGGAAGAAGCACUUGUACAAAACCAUCGAGCAGAAUAUAAACAACCUCAAUGUCUCCGAAGCAGAUCGAAAGUGUGAGAUCGAUCCCAUGUUCCAGAAGACGGCAGCCUCGUUUGAUGAGUGCAGUACAGCAGGGGUGUUUCUCUCCACCCUCCACUGCCACGACUAUAGGAGUGAGCUGCUCUUUCCCUCCGAUGUCCAGACUCUCUCCACUGGAGAACCUCUUGACUUGCCGGAUUUAGGUUGGGUGGAAAUGACCGAUUUAAAAGCGCCCCUGCAGCAGUGUGUGGAAGAUCGCCAGAUCUGCCCUUCCCUGGCGGGGUUCCAGUUCACUGAAUGGGACAGUGAAACGCAUAAUGAGUCGGUGUCAGCCCUGAUGGACAAGUUUAAGAAGAACGAUCAGGUGUUUGACAUCAAUGCCGAGGUGGAGGAGAGCGACUGUGGGGACUUCCCUGUUGGGGCCUUGGAGGACGACUUUGAUGCCAAUGAUGACCCAGACCACACCGCAGUUGGGGACCACACCGCAGCUGGGGACCACACCAAGUUCGGGAGCUGGAAGGAGCCCUGCCAAGAAGAAAUGACUCCCCUCGGGGAUGGAGACAUUUGGAGCUUGUGUCCCCUUCUAUCCAUGAAACCUGGAGAGUAUUCCUACUUUAGCCCCCGAACCAUGUCGAUGUGGGCUGGCCCGGAUCACUGGCGCUUUAGACUCCGGCACAAACAAGAUACUACCUCGCAAUCAGAGAACAGAAAUAAGAGCACAAAGAAGGAUUUUGAAAUCGACUUUGACGAUGAUAUUGACUUUGAUGUAUAUUUUCGAAAAACAAAGGCUGCUACUGUUCUGACCAAGUCCACUUUGGAGAACCAGAAUUGGAGAGCCACAACUCUUCCUACAGAUUUCCACUAUGAGACUGAAAAUCUUGUCCAGCUGCAUCUCAAACCAGGCACCAGGUUACUUAAGAUGGCCCAAGGCCAGAGGGCAGGGACCGAGCACUGUGAAGAAAUUGAAGACUAUGAUUACAACAACCCUAAUGACACCUCCAACUUUUGCCCUGGAUUACAGGCUGCUGACAGUGAUUAUGAAGAGUCAGAUGACUUAUUUGUGGGACCAGCUGGGACCUUUGACCAUUCUGGCCAUCCCCCUACGGCAACACAAGACAACGAUGACGCGCCUGAAGUCCAAGGAUUAGAUAUCACCACUUACGGGGAGUCAAAUCUGGUAGCUGAGCCCCAGAAGGUAAAUAAAAUUGAAAUUCAGUAUGCUAAGGCUGCCAAAAAGAUGGACAUGAAGAAGUUGAAGCAGAGCAUGUGGAGUUUGCUGACGGAGAUCCCCAAGCAGGCGGAUGCAGAGGCAAACCACAGAGAAAAUGGAGAAGCAGGGGACCCAGUACAGGUGGCUGACAAGAAGCUCAGUGGGCUCACAAAGGACCUGCAGAAGAGCCUGCCUCCCCUCAUGGCUCAGAACCUCUCCAUACCUCUGGCUUUUGCGUGUCUCCUACAUUUAGCCAAUGAAAAGAAUCUAAAGCUGGAAGGAACUGAGGAUCUUUCAGAUGUUCUGGUGCGGCAGGGGGAUUGAGUACGCGGGGAGAGAAGCCCUUGCUUCCUCAGUGACCAGGAUGCCUGCACUUGGUGCUUCAGUGCCGUGGGCUGGUGGCAAGGCUGCGGCUGACUGCGCUGUGUGUCUGCUGCUCUUCCCUUCUCUCCUUCACUGUCUGGGAACCAGCUGCCUGACGCUCUGUCCUUGAUUGAAGUUUUCUGUUCUGUGGUGACCACCUAGGAGGGAGGAAAGGGUCCUUACUAUCCUUGAUUAGGCAACUGUGUCCAUUCUUUGUAUCCAUGUAUAGUUUGUCUCCUAAAUUGCUCUGUUUCCAUACUUUAUUCUUGUAGAAAAGAAUUUCCCAGUAGGCACUUGUCCUUUAACAGCUACCAAAUCCAUGUGUAUAAAAUACAUCAUAAGUGUGCUUAUAAAUGUUUAUAUAAUGCUUAAAAAUAAAAUCAUUUG
This is a messenger RNA of Balaenoptera acutorostrata (minke whale), 2705 nucleotides long. It is a transcript of the gene NCAPH, whose product is annotated as non-SMC condensin I complex subunit H. The coding region runs from base 75 to 2279 and encodes 734 amino acids. The record is from RefSeq and is a predicted model, not a curated record. Gene Ontology annotation, biological process: mitotic chromosome condensation. Lineage: Eukaryota; Metazoa; Chordata; Mammalia; Artiodactyla; Balaenopteridae. Gene Ontology annotation, molecular function: chromatin binding. Gene Ontology annotation, cellular component: condensin complex. The transcript has 18 exons.